Molecule: messenger RNA, 3760 nt
Organism: Sturnus vulgaris (Common starling)
Lineage: Eukaryota; Metazoa; Chordata; Aves; Passeriformes; Sturnidae
Source: RefSeq, a predicted model, not a curated record
AGCACGCCCAGGAUGAGCGCUGACGGCGGCAGCAAGCCCCUCAAGGUGGGCUCCCGUGUGGAGGUCAUCGGCAAGGGCCACCGAGGCACCGUGGCCUACGUGGGGGCCACCCUGUUCGCCACCGGCAAAUGGGUCGGGGUCAUCCUGGACGAGGCCAAGGGCAAGAACGAUGGCACGGUGCAGGGCAGGAAAUACUUCACCUGCGAGGAGAACCACGGCAUCUUCGUCAGGCAGUCCCAGAUCCAAGUGUUUGAGGAUGGAGCUGACACAACAUCCCCAGAAACCCCGGAAUCUGCUGCCAUGAAGGUCCCUAAGAGAGAUUCCCUUGAUGCCACCAAGGCCAGCAAACUGCCCACCCGGACCCCCACAUCAUCGGCGUCCGGCGGCACGGCCGGGCCCUCGGGCUCAGCCUCGGCGUCCGGCGGGGAGAUGAGCAGCAGCGAGCCUGGAACACCCGCCCAGACCCCACUGGUGGCCCCCGUCAUCCCCACACCCUCCCUCGGCUCGCCGGGGGCACCCCCGGUGCCCUCACCCACCAAGGAGGAGGAGAAUCUCCGUGCUCAGGUCAGGGACCUUGAGGAGAAGCUGGAGACGCUGAAAAUCAAGCGGAAUGAGGACAAGGCCAAGCUCAAGGAGCUGGAGAAGUACAAGAUCCAGCUGGAGCAGGUGCAGGAAUGGAAGAGCAAAAUGCAGGAGCAGCAGGCUGACCUCCAGAAGCGCCUGAAGGAGGCCAAGAAGGAAGCCAAGGAUGCCCUGGAAGCCAAGGAAAGGUACAUGGAGGAGAUGGCAGACACGGCCGACGCCAUCGAGAUGGCCACGCUGGACAAGGAGAUGGCCGAGGAGAGGGCAGAGUCCCUGCAGCAGGAGGUGGAUUCCCUCAAGGAGAAGGUGGAAUACCUCACCAUGGACCUGGAGAUCCUCAAGCACGAGAUUGAGGAGAAAGGCUCUGAUGGAGCAGCAUCCAGCUACCAGGUCAAGCAGCUGGAGGAGCAGAAUGCCAGGCUCAAGGAGGCUCUUGUCAGGAUGCGGGAUUUGUCUGCCUCAGAGAAGCAGGAGCACGUGAAGCUCCAGAAGCAGAUGGAGAAGAAGAACACGGAGCUGGAGUCGCUGCGGCAGCAGCGGGAGAAGCUGCAGGAGGAGGUGAAGCAGGCAGAGAAGACGGUGGAUGAGCUCAAGGAGCAGGUGGACGCAGCGCUGGGUGCUGAAGAGAUGGUGGAGACUCUGACAGAGAGAAACCUGGAUCUGGAGGAGAAGGUCCGGGAGCUGCGUGAGACCGUCGGGGACUUGGAAGCCAUGAACGAGAUGAACGACGAGCUGCAGGAGAACGCCCGGGAGACGGAGCUGGAGCUGCGGGAGCAGCUGGACAUGGCCACGGCGCGCGUGCGCGAGGCCGAGAAACGCGUGGAGGCCGCGCAGGAAACCGUGGCUGACUACCAGCAGACCAUCAAAAAAUACCGGGAGCUCACGGCUCACCUGCAGGAUGUGAACCGGGAGCUGAUGAGCCAGCAGGAAGCAUCUGCAGAGAAGCAGCAGCAGCCGCCCCCUGAGAUGUUCGAUUUCAAGAUCAAAUUUGCAGAGACGAAAGCCCACGCCAAGGCCAUUGAGAUGGAGCUGAGGCAGAUGGAAGUGCAGCAGGCCAAUCGCCACGUGUCCCUCCUCACCUCCUUCAUGCCCGACAGUUUCCUGCGCCACGGCGGCGACCACGACUGCGUGCUGGUGCUCCUGCUCAUCCCACGCCUCAUCUGCAAGGCCGAGCUGAUCAGCAAACAGGCGCAGGAGAGGUUCGAGCUGAGCGAGAGCUGCGCGGAGCGGGCGGGGCUGCGAGGAGCGCCGGGGGAACAGCUCAGCUUCGCCGCCGGCCUCGUCUAUUCCCUGAGCCUGCUCCAGGCCACGCUCCACAAAUACGAGCAGGCCCUGAACCGCUGCAGUGUGGAGGUGUACAAGAAGGUGGGGACCCUGUACCCCGAGAUGAGCGUCCACGAGCGCUCCCUGGACUUCCUGAUCGAGCUGCUCCACAAGGACCAGCUGGACGAGACUGUCAACGUGGAGCCUCUCACCAAAGCCAUCAAGUACUACCAGCACCUGUACAGCAUCCACCUGGCCGACCAGGCUGAGGACUGCACCCUGCAGCUGGCUGACCACAUCAAGUUCACCCAGAGUGCCUUGGACUGCAUGGGGGUGGAGGUGUGCCGGCUGCGGGCCUUCCUCCAGGCCGGGCAGGAGGCGGCCGACCUGGCCAUCCUGCUCAAGGACCUGGAGACGUCGUGCAGUGACAUCCGCCAGUUCUGCAAGAAGAUCCGGCGCCGCAUGCCGGGCACGGACGCGCCGGGAAUUCCCGCAGCCCUGGGCUUCGGAGCGCAGGUGUCGGACACGCUGCUGGAAUGCCGGAAGCACCUGACAUGGGUGGUGGCCGUGCUGCAGGAGGUGGCAGCGGCCGGGGCUCAGCUGAUCGCCCCGCUGGCCGAGAACGAGGGGCUGCCAGCCCCACGCCUCGAGGAGCUGGCCUUCAAAGUCAGCGAGCAGAUUUACGGCUCCCAGGGCAUCAAUCCCUACGAGUGCCUGCGCCAGUCCUGCAGCAUCCUCAUGGCCACCAUGAACAAAAUGGCCACGGCCAUGCAGGAGGGCGAGUACGACGCCGACCGCCCGCAGAGCAAGCCCACGCCGCCGGCGGAGCUCCGGGCGGCCGCGCUCAGGGCGGAGAUCACGGAUGCUGAGGGGCUGGGGCUGAAGCUGGAGGACAGGGAGACGGUCAUCAAGGAGCUGAAGAAAUCCCUCAAGAUCAAGGGCGAGGAGCUCAGCGAGGCCAACGUGCGGCUCAGCCUCCUGGAGAAGAAACUGGACAGCGCAUCCAAGGACGCCGAUGACCGCGUGGAAAAGAUCCAGACCAAGCUGGAUGAGACCCAAACUCUGCUCAAAAAGAAGGAGAAGGAGUUUGAGGAGACCAUGGACGCUCUCCAGGCUGACAUUGACCAGCUGGAGUCGGAGAAGGUGGAGCUGAAGCAACGCCUGAACAACCAGUCCAAGAGAACGAUCGAGGGGCUGCGGGGGGCCCCGGCCUCGGGCGUGGCCUCCAUCGUGUCCGGCAUCGCUGGAGGUGUUGGUGCCGGGCAGGUGCCGGGAGGUGGCUCUGGCCCCGUCCAGGUGAAGGAUUCACCUCUGCUGCUCCAGCAGAUCGACGCCUUGCAGCUCUCCCUGAAACACCUCAAGAACGAGAACAACCUGCUCAAGGGUGCCCAGAUGAAGAUGGAGCUGGCCAGCCUGGCCCCUCUGCAGGUGCCACGGGUGGCCGUGGCCCGGGAGCGCCCGGGCGAGGGGCUGCCCACGCAGAGCCUCUACCGCAAAACCACGCAGCUCCUGGAGACCCUCUACCAGCUCAGUGCCAACGCCAAGGUGGUGGACAUGAGGCAGAGCAAAUCCACGAGGAGCUCGUCAGCGCGGCUGCUGGAGCAGACAGCCCGGCUCUGCGCCCUCAAGAACUCCAUCGACGCCCUCAAGGACGACACGCUGAGGGAAAUGGUUCAGCAGCAGCCGGGUGCCGGUGUCUCCACCACCUUUGGCACCUUCCCGUCCUCUUCCUUCCUAAAGGCCAAGCAGGAGCAGGCGCAGGGCCCGGCGCUGUGCGGGCGGGUCACGAUCCCGUGCGCGCCGGGGCACGGCCAAGCCCACCGGGUGCUGCUCACCCCCGACCUGCUCCAGCACCUCCGGCAGCACUUCGUCGCCUGAGCCGCCCCCGAGGGACCCCCACCCCGCUGUCCCCUCC